Messenger RNA from Heterostelium album PN500, 2598 nucleotides. RefSeq lists its product as uncharacterized. The transcript is spliced from 14 exons. Lineage: Eukaryota; Evosea; Eumycetozoa; Acytosteliales; Acytosteliaceae. The coding region runs from base 1 to 2598 and encodes 865 amino acids. The record is from RefSeq and is a predicted model, not a curated record.
AUGACAAGAUCAGUACCAUCAAUACAAUGGUUUAUAAAACAGUAUAUGGUCAAUUGGAACGUAAAUGGUAACAACUGUUCAAGUAUUUCUAAUGUUUCGACAAGUUAUUUACAAUGUGUAUUAAAAGGACAAUAUGAAUCUAUAUUGGCAAUAAAUUUGGUACAUAAUAUACAACCUUUGGACCAAGGAGAACCAACUUUUGUAGAUAAACUCGUAUUCCCUAGCAUGACAACUUUCAAAGUUUAUUUUAUCUCCCAACAAAAGAACCAAUCAUAUUCCUUAUUGACAAUGUUGGAUAACGAUAUAAAUAUAAACUUAAAGAUUAUUGAAUUGCAAACAAUGCCUAUUUCUAUUUCCAAUAGUUUUCCAUCUAAUUUGGUUUCACUUGAAAGAUUAUCAUUUAACUUUUUAUUACCUUCAGGUUCAAUUGAAAUAGGAGGCAAAAGAUUAAGAAAUAUUAAUAUCAAUAGUGCAGAUGUUUCAUUUAAAAAUUGUCCUAUUCUCACUACAUUAUUAUUAGCUUAUAAUUCAUUUUCACCUAGUGAUUUUACUCAAUUUCCUUUGUUAGGAAGUGUAUCAUUAACAUCAUGUAAAUCCCCCCUAUUAAAUGCUUCUGGUUUGAACAAUUUGUUUUCAUUUAAUUCAUCUAUCCCAAAUAUUCCUGGACCAUCAUGGAAUUUAUAUGAUAGUAAUAGUAACGGACUACUACAAGAAUUUAAUGCACCCACAUCAAUGAUAACUAUUCAAGGAAAGCAAAAUGUAACUGUUCAACUUUAUGAGUCAUUUUGUCAGUUCGGUUCGAUAAACAUUCCUGGUACAACCUUGAUUAAUACUAGUGUUCCCGACUGUUUCUAUUGUUAUUUUGAAGAAGGAGUUAAUAUAUUUCCUCCUAACAUGCCAGUAAAGCCGGCUUCAUAUAUUUGCCGUAAGAUUAUAUUUUUUUUAAAAUCUAUCUCAUUAGAUAAAAAAGCUUUUAAUAUUAUUGAUUCAGGAUAUUCAUUUUAUCUCUAUGGUAAAAAUCUGGGUUAUGGAAAAAAUAUUAGUCCGUAUCCACAAUUAUUUAUGUCAAGGCCAAAUGUAGCAUUUUUAUAUACUGCUAAAACACAAUAUGGUAAAACACAAAUAUCUUUUUCAACUUUAAAGAAUUACAAUUUCGAAAUACUUUGGGGAUUAGAACUAUAUGUAAAUUAUAUUCAUAGUAUUAAUUUAGAUUCAGGUGAUUUAAUACUUAAAUCCUAUGGUCGAUUUAAUGUAUAUGCGCCACUAACAAUGACGGUCGAAGGUUCAAAUUGUACAGUCACAUAUAAUUCAACAAAUGAAUUACAUUGUUUAAUUCCAAAAUUCAAAGCUUCAACACCACUUUAUGUGAAUACAUCAGAUUCAAUUACUUUUGAUGGAACUUACUCAUUUACAGGCUUAGAUAUAUCUUCAGUAGAAUAUGAUUCAAGUUUAAUAAUUUCAGUAAACUUGGGACCAAAACCAUACAAUGUAAGAUUGUACUUCAAAGAACCAAAUUCUUGUUAUCAAUCCUACACGAACAUAACUCAUUAUAUAUGUAUUCCGUUUAAACCAUUAUAUCCAUUUAUUACCUAUAAUUUGACUUUGGCAGCGAAUGGAUUUAUUCAAGACACCCAACUCUACUAUGUUUCAAAAGAUGAUUGUGAUACCGAUUCAAAAUGUAAUGGAAAUGGAAAUUGUAUUAAAGGAGUGUGUAGAUGUAAUGAUGGAUAUGGUGGAUACUAUUGUCAAGCACAACUUAGUCCAGGAGUUGUCAUCCUUCCAAACAACACAAUACCAUCACCAACAAUCAUCGUUAAAGAUGGAAUGAAUUUCACAUUCAAUAUCAUUGCAAUUCAAGAGAUCGAUGAAUUAAGUUCAGUUGUAAGAGAAUUGAAAACAGAUAAAUGGAUUCAUUCAACAACAGGAAAUGAAACAUUCAGCAUCACAACAUACAGUUUACAAACUUCGACAGGAGGAAUAGAUCAAAUCAAUUCAACAAUCGAAUAUUCAAAGAAUAGUAGAUUGAUUGAAUUUGCAGGACAAUCAACAUUAUAUCCAGAGAAUAGUUUGAAAUUGAUGAUCACAAUCAAUAAUUGGUCAUUCAAAGACAGAUUAAAUCAGUUGAGGAUAUUAAUAGAAUCAAGUUCAUCUAUUACUAAAGAAGAUUGUUCAACAGAUUUAGAUAUUUCAGUGAAUAAUGGAUCAGAUGUUAGCUAUCUUCAAAUGACAAUCGGUGAUCGAUCAUUCUAUGGUAGAUUCCUUCCUUAUGCUCUGGCAGACGAGAGAGUGACUUUUGUUAAAAAUCAGGUUGUAAAUCAAACCAAAGACAGUAUAUUGAUUGGAAUGACACUUCCUUUUUGUAAUAGUUGUGUGAUAGAUCCUGAUUUUUCAGUUCUUAUCAACACAGGUGGUAAAAAUGAAGUUGGUGAAUGUGGCAAAGAUAAUAAAUUUGCAUCUUGGAAGAUAGCUACUAUUGUAGUUGUGGUUGGUGUUUUUGCGAUUACCAUUGGAACUGCAACAAUGUUAUACUUGAAAAAGAAACAAAAGUUUUCAAAAGAAAGAAAAAAUAUGGAUGCAAAAUUAAAUAGGAUAAAAUAA